AUGACCUCUGUUCAGCGCGGCGCCGCCGGCGGCUGCUGCUGGGGCUGCGGCUGCUGUCGUGGUAGCGGCGGCGGCGGCUUCCAUGUUACGGGCGUGUCAUCUGCAUUCCCACUGCCGGGGUCUGUGUGUGCGUGUGUGGUGGAGCGGCCUCGCGCCGCAGCUGCCGCCGCCGCCGCCUCCCAGGCUCCCGGGCCGACCCGCCACUGCCGCUGCGGCCUCGCGGUGCGCCCUCGCCUUGCGCCCGGCCCGGGCCCCGCGCCUCCCCGGGCGCCGCGCUCUAGGCCGCGCGGCAGUGACGGGCCGGCCCCGGAGCCCGGGGCCUACGGCUGGAGCCCCAAGCCGCAACUUACUCGAGUGGAAGGAAGCAAGGCCUCGCCAAAGAUGGUUGAGAAAGACCGUGAGCCUCUACCCAGGAUCUUGAAGCCAAGGUGGUGUUUUGUUAUCCUCGUAAUGGUGGCAAAUAAGUAAGAAGAGAGCACGCUAUCUUCAGAUAAAGUCAAUCUGAAAUUCUCCCUGGAGGUGCAAGAAGGGGCUGUCCUCGGUUUAGUUAGUGGCUUGGAGCCCUCUUCGCCUUCCACUGAGCCACAAAAGAAUGGAAGACACCCCCCGGGGUGGGCAGAAAGCCCUGGUGUAAAAGACACAUUUUGCUUGCAAAGAAAAAGCCACUGGGGCCAAA
Molecule: messenger RNA, 676 nt
Organism: Artibeus jamaicensis (Jamaican fruit-eating bat)
Lineage: Eukaryota; Metazoa; Chordata; Mammalia; Chiroptera; Phyllostomidae
Product: protein FAM117B-like
Exons: 2
Coding region: 1-468 (155 amino acids)
Source: RefSeq, a predicted model, not a curated record